Morone saxatilis (striped sea-bass) is the source of this 3608-nucleotide messenger RNA. It is a transcript of the gene stom, whose product is annotated as stomatin. The transcript has 8 exons. Lineage: Eukaryota; Metazoa; Chordata; Actinopteri; Moronidae. The record is from RefSeq and is a predicted model, not a curated record. Gene Ontology annotation, cellular component: plasma membrane. Bases 114 to 1004 code for a protein of 296 amino acids.
AAUGUAGGGUAAAGCCGCCCUUUUCCUGCAGCAGCAGCAGCGGCAGCGUAGAGGGACACGGGCACGUCAGACACCUUGCAGACACCGAUUCUUUAUUUUAUCCGACCCUAACCAUGGAUACAGACAACGAAGAAACUAAAAUGAAAGACUCCAAAAGACGAGAACGUCAAGCAGGUUCAAGCUGGCAUGGUAUACAUGACAUUGAAGCAUUGGAGAAUCCAGACACUGACAUUGGCUUGUGUGGUUGGCUGUUGGUCGCGUUUUCCAUUCUUCUCAUGCUGGCUACUCUACCCGUCUCCAUAUGGAUGUGCAUUAAGAUUGUGAAGGAGUACGAGCGAGCCAUAAUCUUAUCGCCUGGGCGCAUUCCUCUUGCGAGGGGUACCAAAGGACCAGGGCUGUUCUUCAUCUUGCCGUGCACUGACAGCUUUAUUAAUGUGGACAUGCGCACCAUCACCUUCGACAUCCCACCGCAAGAGGUAUUGACCAAAGACUCUGUGACAGUGAGUGUUGACGGUGUGGUGUACUACCGGGUCCAGAAUGCGACACUGGCUGUGGCUAACAUCACUAAUGCAGAUGCUGCUACCCGGCUGCUGGCCCAGACCACCCUGAGGAACGUCCUGGGUACCAAGAACCUGGCAGAGAUCCUGUCCGACCGGGAAGAAAUUGCACACAGCAUGCAGUCCACUCUGGACGAUGCUACAGAUGACUGGGGGAUCAAGGUGGAGCGGGUGGAGAUCAAAGACGUCAAGCUGCCCCAUCAGCUCCAGAGAGCCAUGGCCGCUGAGGCCGAGGCCACCCGCGAGGCCAGAGCCAAGGUGAUCGCAGCGGAGGGAGAGAUGAACGCGUCGCGGGCCCUGAAGGAGGCGUCGCUGGUGAUUGCAGAGUCUCCGUCAGCCCUGCAGCUGCGUUACCUCCAGACCCUCAACACCAUCGCCGCCGAGAAGAACUCCACCAUCAUUUUCCCGCUGCCGCUGGAGAUGAUGCAGGGUUUCAUAAAACGCUGAAAAUCGCUCGAACGUACACACUCACACAACAUACAUCACUCACUCACACACACACUACUGAUUUAGGCCCGGCGUCUGUUAAGCAGCUGUGUUUUAAAAUUAUGUUUUGGAAGUUGUGCUUGUGGCUCCCGAUACACCAAGCUGUCCUUUAGAGAAAAAAAAAUAAAAAAUAAAAACAGUUUAAAAGCUCUUUAUGGCCUUGCCAUUGUUGCUUAUGAACACACCUCAAAGACUGAUAGCCAGCCCGCACGAACGUAUGUUCUGCGUCUGUGUGAGAGGGAAGAACUGCAGUCAUGAUCUAAAAAAGAAAACUGCAACACAAACUAACAGACCUCUUCUAGCAAGUGGGCCUUGGGUUACUUUAUUCCAAACGGCCAUACUCUUUGUUUUUUAGAUUCAUUAGAGGGCUUAAACUUAUAUGCAGAAAAUAUGAAAUGUAGCUUGCAUCACAUGGUGCCGUUGCUCAGAUCAGUUUGUCUCUGCGCACUGAUCUGUCAGCUCUCUAUCAUUCAGCAGUGUGCUCGGUCAGCUGAGCGGCUGCAGAGCCAACGGUGCCAGACACAGCGCAAAAUCUACAGCAGUCAGCUAAGUGCGUCUGCCAAGAGCUGCCACUGGCUGAAUGAAUUUGGUAUUGUGUAUGAGAUUUAACUAAAAAUAGCCACAGUGCAGCAGGUGGUUUUUAUCCUGUCUUUUUUAUGCUGCAAAUGUAGAAAUCAAGGCAAGACUGUCAAAGUAAAAGCAUUGUCUCAUCAUCCAUUUUAGACAUUUUAAAAAGAAAGUGCCUGCUGGAUAUGUGGCCUUACACACACACACACACACACACACACACACGUACAUACAUGAUACAGAUAUCUAAUAUCUCCUGAUAUUGUGGUACUACUGCGACCACUGCCAGCAUCGUAGUGCUCUGAUUAUUUUAUAUGUAUUGUCAUGAUAGCCAUAUGAAAUGUGUAAUAGCUUUAUUGCUAAUCCCCAAAUCCAAACUAAAUGCUUUUUUUAGAUGUUCGCUGUCCCAUUGCAUGUUCUCGUGUACCCCAUUCCAGCUUCAUCAUCAAACAGGCAUUUUAAGGUUCAAACAUGUACCAGGACACAGUAUUCACACUACUGUACUGAACCCGCUCCACUGUCACUCUUACUUUCAUUGAGAGAUAAACAAAAGAAAUAGAAAUAUAUUUAAUACAUAAACAGACUUAACUGUUUCAAUUGUCAGAGGCACCAGAUGGAUCCAAAGCAGUGACGUAAUCAGUAUCACAAUACGAAACCAGCGCGAGUGUUAGGCACUCAUCUUUAAAAAGCCCCUUCAGAAAGUAGGGAUUGUUCGGAGUGACAAACAGAUAAUAAUACACAAACACACACACACACACACUUCUCUCUCUGUUAAAUACACAAACACCUUGUCUCUGGUUGUCAGUGCUUCUGUCUCAGAUUACAAGCUUAAACUUUGCUGGGAUGUUGACAGUCAGGCUGACAUGCUGGAUGUUACUCGUAUUUGUUUACAGUAUAUUUUCUAUUUAUACGCUGUCUAUGUUAUUCACAAGGGUGGAAGAAUAUUGAGGAACACCAGAGAUUACUGUAGAGUUGACUCCCUCUGACACAAGCAGUCAGAGCAUUAUCAACUACACAGAUGGUACUGUUACAUUACAUUACAUUACAGGGCUGUCAGGUGUUCCUAUUAUUUUGUCCAUCCCCCUGUCUGGCUUGACUGCUCAGGAGAAGUGGGGACUGUUGGGAAGAAACGUAUAGCAAAUCUUUCAGCCAAAAGCCUUAACUUAGUGCCAUCAAUUCCCUUUACAGAUUUCCACAUUUCUAUGCACUUCCACAUGAAAAUAACUUUUAUUUUAUUUUUUUUAUCACAAUACAUACGCUCUUUCUUGGUGUAAACAAGCCAAAUAGUUGUGUCUGCUCAUCUUAAAACUUUAAGAUGUAGUUAUAUUCAGAGUGUUGGUAAAUGUAUGUUACAGUAUUUAGAGUGUCUGUGAGUUAGUAGUUUUACUAUAUAUGCAUAUAUACAUAUAUACAUAUACAUACUCAAUCGCACUACUGUGAAGUUAGCUAGUCAGUAGCUAGAUGUGGGGUUUAUGUUUGUCACAACUGAAGGUUUAAAGUGGCACUAUUUUUUCUUUUUAGUUAUGGAAUACAAAGGCUGGUGUAUUAUUUUACUGCAGAACUCCUGUGUAUUUCAGUUAUUGCUGUUGACCCAUAUUGAGUUUGAACUGUUACAGUAAGUCUGUUACAGAAAGAAAGAAGGGGGGGGGUCACGCGACCGCAUUGCAUUGCAGUUCGCUGAGCAGCUUCUCGGUAAUGUUUCACCAGUAGUUUGUGGUUGUUGUGUAUUGUCCACUUUCUCAGGCAGCACUCAGAUAAUAAUUUUCUUGAGCUCACUUCUCAUCAUUUGGCUUUCACAUAAGAAAGAAAAACUCUGCUCAUUAAUUACUUCAGCUUAUAUCUAGUUGUAAAAUGUUACAUCAAUAUUGAGAAGUUCUAUUCAACAUGUAUUGUUAUGUUUAGUUUUUGUACAGUUUGCUAAUAUUUGAUAUGGUUUUAUCCUGACGUAGUACAUGUAGAGUUAAGAUAGACUUUAAAUAAAGAUUCUAUCAAAAAGCA